AUGACCGAAAGUAUGACAUGCCUUCUGGGGCGAGACUCGAUCUGGCCCAGAUAUGCCCGAGAAGUGCUAUCCGCGCAGGACAACCGCCGCUUUGUCCUUGGUUUCACACUGUGCGGGCCGCUCCUGCGUGUCUGGGAAUUCGACCGUUGCGGCGGGAUCGGCUCGGAGGAGAUCAACAUCAACAAGGAUGGCUUUCAGUUCAUCAUGGUGAUCCUGGGAUUCCUUUUCAUGGACCAACAGCAGCUUGGUUUUGAUCCGACCAUUGUCACAGUAGGCAGUCAGCGCUACAUUGAGAUUCAGCGCGAUGGUAAGAAGGAGCAUCUAGUGAUUGAUGAGGUGAUUCUACGGGCACGCUGUGUCGCGGGCCGAGCCACAACCUGCUGGAAAGCUCAUCGCGAAACAGACAAGUCGCGGAUCCCCCUGGUAAUCAAGGACUCUUGGCAGUAUCCGGAGCGCCAUGAGGAAGGGGAACUGCUACAAGAGGCGAUGGAGAGGGGAGCCACGCGCGUUGCUCGAUAUGAUUUCCACGAAACUGUCCAGGUGGACGGCAAGGACGAUGAUGUGCAUACUAUUCGAAAGGGUCUAGAGGUCACUACGUCGAAAUCCAAGAAGGGUAGCUUGCAGGUGGCCCUGAGGAGGAGUGCAUCUAAUAGAGGCUGUACCAGCCGAAGCAGCACCAUCGGGCAGAAACGGUCUUCUGAUUGUGUGGACACAAUACUUCGCUCUCCCCCCAGCAAACGUACCCAGUCCAGCUCUCCAAUAAAGCGUCCUGCAGACAGUAGCCCUCCAAAUCGAGUGCACCGUCGCGUCAUUGUUCGAGAUUACGGGAAGCCUAUCUAUGAAAGCAGCUCAAGAGUGGCUCUACUUGUUGGAAUGGAAGGCUGCAUUGUAGGAUAUGAAUCCCUGUACUCCAAGGCUGGGUUGAUUCAAAGUGAUAUCUCGCCGCAAAAUCUUUUGGUCAAUGAAGAUGAUGACAACCCUUCAUGGCGGUCCUUCUUGAUUGACCUUGACCUUGCCAUCCGAACGCAACGCGACGGGUUCUCAGGAACACGGGGCAAGACUGGCACCAGAGCUUUCAUGGCGAUCGGUGUGUUGUAUGGGGAGAAGCACUCAUUCAUGCAUGAUCUUGAGUCGUUCUUCUGGGUGCUUUUCUGGAUAUGUGUUCACUACGAAGGCCCGGGUAAGAGCAAGCUUGUUGAGGAUUUUGAGGAAUGGAACUACAUGAGCACGGAAAAACUUGCCGGUGCAAAGAAAGGAUUGAUAAGUGAUGAAUCAGAUAAACCUUAG
Blastomyces gilchristii SLH14081 is the source of this 1287-nucleotide messenger RNA. RefSeq lists its product as uncharacterized. The record is from RefSeq and is a predicted model, not a curated record. The coding region runs from base 1 to 1287 and encodes 428 amino acids. Lineage: Eukaryota; Fungi; Ascomycota; Eurotiomycetes; Onygenales; Ajellomycetaceae. The transcript has a single exon.